AAAAAAAAGCGUCUUUAAUUUCUCCACCAUUAACCUCUCUUGAUUGAAGACUUGGCAACAAUGGUUUCGUCAACAUUAGUUCUUUUGUUCGUCGCUGCCAUUUUCUGGAUAAUUUCUCAAGCCAUUGCACAGCCAGCCUUCCUAUACCAUUCCUGUUCAGACGACGACAGAGAUAGCUUCAUUUCUAACAGUACAUAUAAGGCAAAUCUCAAUCACCUCCUCCACUCCAUUUCUAACAGUACCAAAAUUAUCAACAACGGAUUCUACAACUCUUCUUAUGGCCAGAACAUCAACGUAGUACACGCAACUGGACUCUGUAGAGGAGAUGUUCAACUGGAUGUUUGCUGCGGUUGCCUCUACAAUGCUAGUUACCUUCUCCCUGAGCUCUGUCCCGAUCAUAAGGAGGCAAUUGGGUGGUACGACCACUGUAUGCUACGCUACUCAAAUCGCUCCAUUUUGGGCGUCAUAGAAACCAGCCCCAAUUCCACCAUGUGGGACAUCAAUAACGUAUCGGCUAACUAUGCGGAUCAGUUCUUUGACGUUGCUAGGAACUUGCUGGAAAGGCUAAGAAGUCGAGCUGCCGCAAGCAAUUCUCUUCGUAAGUUCGCAGCAGGGAAUGCAGCCGUAUCAAACUUCAAAACAAUAUAUGCACUCGUGCAAUGCACGCCUGACUUAUCUGAACAAGAAUGCAACGAUUGCUUGCUUGGGGCAUCUGAAGGUAUUCCACGAUGUUGUGAUGGGAAGGAAGGUGGGAGAAUCGCUAGACCCAGCUGUGAUAUCAGGUUUGAGGUCUACCCCUUCUAUUACUGUACAACUAACUCGCCACCCUGUACUCAUUCGCCAAUCCCAGCUGAUCGUCACAGGCCGCCUAUUAGAAAAGGGAACCGGAACUUUAUUGUAGUUUUGGCAUCUAUUACUUUUCUGGGACUAAUCUCGUCCAUCACGGGCAUCUAUAUAAGGGCGAAGCGGGGAAGGAAGAAAGUUGAAAUUCUUUGUAAAAGUGUAGAUGCGAUAAUUGGAUCCACACUAUUCGACUUUGACAAUAUUAAAGUUGCGACGAACAACUUUUCCGAAGCAAAUAAACUUCGAGAAACUGAAUUUGGUACUGUUUACAAGGGUACGUUCUCCAAUAAAGUCAUUGCUGUAAAAAGGCUGUCAACGGGUUUUGGACAAGAAGGUGUAGAAUUUGAGGAUAGGGUCCUUUCGCUGACUAAACUUCAACAUCCUAAUAUUGUUGAGCUCCUAGGCUGUUCCGUUGAAGGAAAUGAAAGACUUCUAAUAUAUGAUUUUGUUCCAAAUACAAGCCUUGAUCACUACCUGUCUGAUCCGCUCAAGCUUGCAACUUUGGAUUGGGAAAUGCGCUACAAAAUCAUAAGAGGCAUUGCACAAGGGGUUCUUUACCUUCAUGAAAAAUCUAAACUAUGUUUUAAUCAUGGUCUUGAAGCUAGUAACAUAUUUGUGGACGAAGAAAUGAAUCCAAAGAUUUUAGAAUUUGGCUUGAAAAGCUUGCUUUCAUCGGAUCAAAUUCCCGAGAAUACAAGUAGAAUUGAGGGGAUCGAAGAAGCUCCGGAUGUAAUGCACCUGCUGUUCGCAACGAAGUCCGAUGUCUUUAACUUUGGUGUAUUAGUGUUGGAGAUAGUGAGCGGACAGAAGAAUAAUUGCUUUCGAGAUGAGGAGAAUGCGGACACUCUUUUGAGCUAUGCUCGGAGAAACUUCAGCGACGGAACUGCUCAAAAUAUUAUAGAUCCCAUAAUAUUGAUGCCAGAUGGUGAAAUAUUAAUAAACUGCAUCCGCACUGCCUUACUCUGUGCUGAAGCAAAUGAAGCUGAUAGACCAACCAUGGCUUCAGUUGUUACCAUGCUCGACGGUACUGACAGACAUGGAAGCAUGGAAACCGAAAUGCCAUCAUUUGAGCAUGAUCAUAGAGUUUUGGGUAGGAGAACUAUCCUUCAGAGGGUUCGGAGAUUGUUUGGGACGAAAAAAGUUGGCUUUCGCGUCCUAGAAUCAUAGUAGACAACGCUGAUUUGAGCCACCAUAUUAGAUGAGGCUGUAAUUAAAUUAGAAUUAUGGAUGAAUGUAAGUUUAAAUAGGACUCGAGGAGUGCAUCUGAUUAAGAUAAGUGUUUGAAUGUAACUCUUAUCAAAACUUGUUUAUAUUAUAAGAUAAGAGUCUAUAAGAGUUCUAUGUAUAUGUCGAGUCUAAGAGUCAAUUGAAUAGAUAAAGAUGCAAGCUUUAUUGAAGAAAGAGUUAAUCUUAACACCGGUCGAAUUGUUUUCCACCAUCAACAGCCAUGUAAUGGGUGACUUCCACGUAGACAACUCACCAACACUGCCAUGUGCCCCAACCCCACGGUAUUAUGCACAAUUUCCCUCUUUUCAUUCUCUCCCCACGGACUCAGCCCAAAAUCGAUUCCAUUCUCUCCCACAGAAUCGUCUCCGCCACGACGACCACCUUCACCGACACGACAACGGCCCCUCUCUCCGUCGUCGCAUGAGGAAGUCGAUCCCCCUCUCUCUAUUCUCUGCCACGACAACCGCCCCUCUCUCCGUCAUUGCACGAGGUACUCGAGCCCCCUCUCUCCAUCGUCGCACGAGGAACGCAACCUCUCUCCAUUCUCUCCCUUGGAACCCAGACCACGACCCUCUCCAUUUUAGGAUUUUUUCGUGUAUGACCAUUGGUCAUGUUCUUCAGGUUUUAAUGAUAAUUGAUUUUGGCUCAUAUUUUGUUUUCUAGCCCGUGACUUGCAUUUUGGAAAUCAG
Messenger RNA from Juglans regia (Persian walnut), 2759 nucleotides. Its product is annotated as cysteine-rich receptor-like protein kinase 26. NCBI's taxonomy places the organism in Eukaryota, Viridiplantae, Streptophyta, Magnoliopsida, Fagales, Juglandaceae. Gene Ontology annotation, molecular function: protein kinase activity; ATP binding. The record is from RefSeq and is a predicted model, not a curated record. Bases 61 to 2010 code for a protein of 649 amino acids. The transcript is spliced from 7 exons. Gene Ontology annotation, biological process: protein phosphorylation.